GAUAACGAACCAAUCAAAUGCUGCUCCGUGACUUCCGUUUUACAAUUCAGGCCGAGUUACAGAAAACGGCACAAUCGAAGUGCUUAUUGUCAACGUAUGAGGUAGCGCUGUGAUCGGUCAUUCGAUAGAUCAUGUCUGGCCUGUUUGAUUUCCCGCGCAGCAGACAGGAUUUCUCGCGCUGCUUGUGAGAUUUUGGGACGAAUGCAAAAACCGGACUGUGACAGGUAAUAAAGGAUUUGUGAGUUGACGUUUGAAUUUAAGCUUCGUGCUGCAGCAAUGGGAAUUCAUGGACUUGCAAAGCUGAUUGCUGAUCAUGCACCUGGUGCCAUAAAGGAGCAGGACAUCAAGAACUAUUUUGGCAGGAAAAUUGCUAUAGAUGCGUCCAUGUGUAUCUACCAGUUCUUGAUCGCUGUUCGACAGGAUGGCAACGUUCUCCAGAAUGAGGACGGAGAGACAACAAGCCACCUAAUGGGAAUGUUCUACCGGACAAUCCGCAUGCUGGAGCACGGUAUCAAACCUGUGUACGUGUUUGAUGGAAAGCCCCCACAGCUGAAGUCAGCAGAGCUGGAGAAGAGAGGCGAGAGGAGAGCAGAAGCUGAGAAGAUGCUUGCUCAGGCCCAGGAAAUUGGAGAACAAGAGAACAUUGAUAAAUUCAGCAAGCGUUUGGUAAAGGUUACCAAGCAGCAUAACGAGGAGUGCAAGAAGCUGCUGACUCUGAUGGGAGUGCCUUACAUCGAGGCUCCCUGUGAAGCGGAGGCCAGCUGUGCUGCUCUUGUUAAAGCAGGGAAGGUUUUUGCCACAGCCACAGAAGAUAUGGACGGCCUGACCUUUGGGACAAACGUCCUGCUCAGACACCUCACUGCCAGCGAAGCAAAGAAACUGCCUAUUCAAGAAUUCCACUUCAGCCGCAUUCUGCAGGAGGUCGGCCUGACCAACGAACAAUUCAUAGACCUUUGUAUUCUGCUGGGCUGUGACUACUGCGGCACCAUCAGAGGGAUUGGACCCAAGAGAGCCAUCGACCUCAUCAGGCAACACGGCAGCAUUGAGAAGAUCCUAGAAAACAUCGACCAAAAUAAGCAUCCUGCUCCAGAGGACUGGCUGUACAAAGAAGCAAGAGACUUGUUUUUGAUACCUGAAGUUGUGGAUUGUUCUUCGGUAGAGCUGAAGUGGAGUGAGCCAGAUGAAGAUGGACUCAUCCAGUUCAUGUGCAAUGAGAAACAGUUCAGUGAGGACAGAAUCCGUAAUGGCUGCAAGAAGAUUAUGAAGAGUCGGCAGGGCAGCACUCAGGGUCGACUGGAUUCUUUCUUCACUGUGACUGGAUCGCUGUCAUCCAAACGGAAGGAACCCGAGACAAAAGGAUCAGCCAAGAAGAAACAGAAAACAGGAGCCACACCAGGCAAAUUUAAGAAGGGCAAAUAGACUGAACGUAAAUAUGUAUGACGUUGUGUGAGAUAAAUCUGCUCGAACAGCAUAAGCAGUAAAUUCACAUCUACGCUUGGAUUGUUUUAAUGGUGGCUGGAUGGAUUUUUUUGUGUCUUUUCUGUUAAGAAUUA
Thalassophryne amazonica is the source of this 1553-nucleotide messenger RNA. It is a transcript of the gene fen1, whose product is annotated as flap structure-specific endonuclease 1. The transcript has 12 exons. NCBI's taxonomy places the organism in Eukaryota, Metazoa, Chordata, Actinopteri, Batrachoidiformes, Batrachoididae. The record is from RefSeq and is a predicted model, not a curated record. Gene Ontology annotation, molecular function: 5'-flap endonuclease activity; magnesium ion binding; manganese ion binding. Bases 277 to 1419 code for a protein of 380 amino acids. Gene Ontology annotation, cellular component: nucleus.